GGGAGGUGGAGGAGGAGGCAGUCCGUGCGGAGCCGCCGCUCACCGGCAGCGCAACAGAUGGCUAAGAGCUAGCAAGGCAUAUUCAAGAUCAUGAUGGCUCAGUUUCCCACAGCCGUGAAUGGAGGUCCAAAUAUAUGGGCCAUCACCUCUGAAGAGCGGGCCAAACAUGACAAGCAGUUUGAUAGCCUUAAACCCACAGGAGGCUACAUUACAGGUGACCAAGCACGUAACUUUUUUAUGCAGUCGGGUCUACCAGCUUCAAUCCUUGCUGAAAUAUGGACACUAUCGGACCUGAACAAGGAUGGAAAAAUGGAUCAACAGGAGUUCUCUAUAGCCAUGAAACUCAUCAAGCUGAAAUUGCAAGGACAGCACUUGCCUGCAGUUCUCCCUCCUGUCAUGAAACAAACUCCAGUAUUUUCACCGCUAAUGUCAGCUCGCUUUGGAAUGGGUAGUAUGCCAAAUCUGUCCAUGCCAACGUCUGUGUCUACGAUCACACCAUUAGCUAACAUGCCUCUGACCUCAAUGACUUCUGUUCCUCCUUUGGUUAUGUCCACUCCCCUGGUGCCUUCUGUCAGUAUGUCCUCGCUGCCAAAUGGAACAUCUAACCUUUUACAGCCUUUGUCCGUACCUUUCUCUUUAACACUGCCUCAUACUGGUUCUUUAGGUGCCAUGGCAGGAGGGUUUGGUGGCACUAAUAUACAGAAGGCACAGUCACUAAUCGAUUUAGGAUCUAGCAGUUCAAAUUCUUCCUCUAGUGCUUCACUAGCUGGGAAUUCACCAAAGAUUGUGUCCUCGGACUGGGCGGUCCCUCAGACCUCCAGAUUAAAAUACAGACAGAAAUUUAACAGUCUUGAUAAAAGUAUGAGUGGAUAUUUAUCAGGAUUUCAAGCAAGGAAUGCUCUUCUGCAAUCAAACCUUUCACAGACUCAGUUGGCUACUAUUUGGUCACUAGCUGAUAUUGAUGGAGAUGGACAGCUGAAAGCUGAUGAGUUUGUGUUAGCCAUGCACCUAACAGAUAUGGCCAAAGCCGGGCAACCUCUGCCGCUGACUCUGCCUCUUGAACUGGUACCACCUUCUUUCAGGAGUGCAAAAAAUACUGAAAAUAUAAAUGGAACUCUGCCAUCUUACCAGCUUGUGCAAGAGGAGGAGCCACAGAAGAAACAACCUGUGACAUUUGAGGACAAAAGAAAAGCCAACUAUGAGAGGGGAAAUAUGGAGCUGGAAAAACGCCGUCAGGUCCUGUUGGAACAGCAGCAGAGAGAGGCUGAACGUAAGGCUCAGAGAGAAAGAGAAAAACAAGAGGAGAAAGAAAGGAAACGUCAAGAACUGGAACGGAAAAAACAGCUGUUACUGGAAAAGCAGCUGGAGAGACAACAAGAGUUGGAAAGACAAAGGGAAGAAAAGAGGAGGAAAGAAAUAGAAAGACGGGAGGCAGCAAAGCAAGAACUUGAGCGCCAGCGACGAUUGGAAUGGGAAAGAAUUCGUCGCCAAGAACUUCUUAAUCAACGUAACAGGGAGCAAGAAGAAAUUGUCCGGUUGACCUCUAAAAAGAAGAGCCUUAAUCUUGAAUUAGAAGCCCUGACAGACAAACAUCAGCAAAUCUCAGGCAGAUUGCAAGAUAUUCGAAGCAAAAAGCAAAUUCGAAAAACUGAACUGGAGGCUUUAGAUAAGAAAUAUGACCAAGGGAUCAUAGAAGUUAAUCAACUACAAAACGAGCUUAAGGAGUAUCAGAAUAAACUAAUCUAUUUAAUUCCUGAAAAGCAGUUGUUAAGUGAAAGAAUUAGAAAUGCUCAACUUGAAAACACUCAAAAUACAGGAAUCAGUUCAGUGCACAAAAAGUCCCUAGAAAAGGAAGAAAUAUGCCAAAGACUUAAGGAACAACUAGAUGCCCUCGAGAAAGAAACUGCUUCUAAACUUGCUGAAAUGGAUGCCUUUAACAGUCAGCUUAAGGACCUGAGAGAAAGUUACAGCACACAGCAAUUAGCCUUGGAGCAACUCCACAGGAUCAAACAGGACAAAAUAAGAGAGGUAGAAAAAAGAAGAGCUGAACUCGCACAGAAAAAGCGACUGGAAGAUGAGGCUGCAAGAAAAGCCAAACGGGAGAAGGAGAACAGAUGGCAGGAAAAUAUCCAAAGGGAGGAGGAAGAGAAAAAGAAGCGAUUGGAGGAAGAACGAAUGCAGGAAAAAGUUCAAGAAAAGCUGAAAGCUGAAGAAGCAGUUGCUCUGAUGAGGGAAAGGGAAAAUAAACAACAGUUUUAUGCAGAGGAAGAGAAAAAUAGGCAAACUGCAAUCUUGAGGGAGACAGAACAGCAAAGGCAGAGGCAACUGGAAGAAGAUAAAAGAAAGCAAGAACAAAUUGCAAGAGAGGCUGAGGAGAGGCGUAAGCAGAAUGAAGAAAUUAAGAAGAUAAAAGAAGUGACUAGCUCUCAAGAGAUGGAGAAACACACUUCUAAAUUAAACAUAACUGAGAAGUUUGCAGAUCUCUUGAAACCAACAGAGGGUAAAAGUCUUAAGCCACCCUGGAAAAAUGAAGGCACUGCAUUUAGUGUUUCAGAGUCUAGGAAUUCAGUUGCCUUGGUAAAUUACAGAGCUUUAUAUCCAUUUGAAGCAAGGAAUCAUGAUGAGAUGAGCUUUAAUACUGGGGAUAUAAUUCAGGUUGAUGAAAAAAAUGUGGGAGAGCCUGGUUGGCUUUAUGGGAGUUUUCAAGGACAGUUUGGUUGGUUUCCAUGCAAUUACGUAGAAAAAAUGCCAGAAGGAGAAAAAUCGUUAUCUCCUAAGAAGGCCUUACUUCCUCCCAUAGUAUCUUUAUCUACUACCUCAGCUGCUUCAGAACCACUUUCACCAAGUAAAUCUGCAGAAGAAUCUGAUUACCAAAACAUCACUUUUUCUAGCCUGAAUGUUAAUACAGCAUGGCAACAGAAAUCAGCUUUCACUCGCACUGUGUCCCCUGGAUCUGUUUCACCCAUUCAUGGACAGGGGCAGCCGGUUGAGAACCUAAAAGCACAAGCACUUUGCUCUUGGACUGCAAAAAAAGAUAACCACUUGAAUUUCUCAAAAAAUGAUAUCAUUACUGUCCUGGAGCAGCAGGAGAACUGGUGGUUUGGAGAGGUACAUGGAGGAAGGGGUUGGUUUCCAAAAUCAUAUGUCAAGCUUUUACCUGGGAGUGAAAUCAAGAAAGAGGAACCAGAAGCUAUUUAUGCAGCUGUAAACAAAAAGCCUAAUACACAGUCUUACACAGCAGGAGAGGAGUAUGUUGCACUCUAUUCGUAUUCAAGCUCUGAGCCUGGUGACUUGACGUUCACGGAAGGUGAGGAAAUCCUAGUGACCCAGAAGGAAGGAGAAUGGUGGACCGGGAGCAUUGACAGCAGAACUGGAAUCUUCCCGUCCAAUUAUGUGAGACCAAAGGAUCAAGAAGCUUCUGGUAAUGCUGGCAAAACUGGAACUAUAAAUAAGAAACCCGAAAUUGCUCAGGUUACAACUGCCUAUGCUGCAUCAGGAACUGAACAGCUCAGUCUUGCUCCAGGACAGCUAAUACUUAUUCUGAAGAAAAAUGCCAGUGGAUGGUGGCAAGGAGAGUUGCAGGCAAGAGGGAAAAAGAGACAGAAAGGAUGGUUCCCUGCCAGCCAUGUGAAAUUACUGGGUCCGAGCAGUGAAAGAACCACAUCUGCUGCUCCCUCAGUGUGUCAAGUGAUAGCUAUGUAUGAUUACAUGGCAAACAAUGAAGAUGAGCUCAGUUUCUCCAAAGGGCAGCUUAUCAAUGUACUGAACAAAGAUGAUGCUGACUGGUGGCAAGGAGAAAUCAGUGGUGUGACAGGUCUCUUCCCCUCAAACUAUGUGAAGAUGACCACGGAUUGUGAUCCAAGUCAGCAGUGACCCAAUGUUGUCUUCCAGUAUGAAAGCACCUCAGAGACCCACUAUCCAAGUUUGACUGUAGCGUGGAGGCAGGGUGGCCAGCCCUGCUCACAUUUCUCUGACACAAUCCUUUUGCUUCGUUUGAAUGUUAGAUCCAGUCAAGUAAUUAGGUUUUUGUGGGUUUUCUUAUAAUCUACACUUACAGUUGAUUUGUAAAAGCAGAAAGGAUAGUGGGUCUUUGUGUGGCUUUCACUGCUGUUCAUUCUUGUUUCCUUUAGUAUUUUUCUUUGGUAUUGAUAAUCAUAGAUCAUUAGCAUGCAUAUCGAGUUAUCAUUUGUAUGGUGGGAUUGCAGACACACAAAGACCCACUAUUUGCACAGUUUGUUUGAGCUGUUUUGAACGGGCAGUUGUGUUCUUUCAAUGUUGUAAUGUACAUACUUCGCAGAAUUAAAAUGUUCAUUGAUUACUGUUCUAAUGGAUUUGAUUUAAUCUCUUGCAUAUUGAGCUUUUAAAAUUGACAGCCUACAAGGCUCAUCCAGAAAACAAACCCUACCUGUCUCUGCUGCUGAUAGUCACUGUGAUUACAAGCAUGCUACAAGAUCUAAGAUUGAGAUCUGGUGUGGUCCAUCCAGAUUUUUAAUACCCUUUUUAACAGGGGAAAGUACAAUUAAGCAUAGAGUAGAGGAUAUUUUAAUCUUCCUUCACAGUAGUACUAUAGUAGGAAUUCAGGUUGUUUUGACUCUAUGUCCUAUCCCUAAACAGCCUUCUUUAAGUACUUUAUUCUGAUAAUUCAUAUUUGCUUUCAGUUUUAGGAAACCAUAAACAUGUACUAGUUACUGCAGUAAGUACUUAUACUCUGUGCUACUAGGCCCUUUCCCUGCCCCUUUUCUGCAUUAAAUAGUUAAUGGUACUAGCGAGUUCUAUCUGGUUAUGAUCUGCAGUGACUUAAAUAAAUACUAUCUGAAAGCUGCUGCUGCUGCUCUUUCUGCUAAAUAAAUCAGCAGCCUGAUACAUCUUGGUAAAGAGGUGUUGCCAGAAAAGAAACACUAACAGCUACCUGGAGCUAAAGGCAGAGCAUUUGGGUUUAGAAAUGGAACUAUGCUCCUCAGCUCAAAAGUGAUCCUUAAAAGUACAGUUAUGGCACGUCAGCAGUGUGGUCCUGUGAGGGUGCCCAUGUGCUAGCAGUCUGGGGAGAAGGAGGGACAGACCAGGACUUCAGGACUAUAACCCUAAUACCCCUUUAAAUAAAAGGAUUCAUUUAGUAGCAGACUACACUUAUCUGUUUAAAUAGUUCUGUGCUCCUGUAACAACGGGAAAGAUCUAGUAGACAUGGUAUUUAAUUUAGUUGUUUUUCUGAACAUGGUUAUGAAACAGCAAAGGUCACUUAUGCAAUCAGAAAUGUUUACAAAACACCGCUUGUUUACUAUAUACAUACAUACAUAUAUAUAUGUAUAUAUAUGAAUGAAUGUUGUGAAGGUACUAUCAGGAAAAAGUUAGUCCAAUUGCAGAGAUUUAAAAGCCUUUCUCCAAAAUUUCUAUGUUAUGUAUUUAAUAUAUUUGAUCAAAUAAUGUAUAUGUGCCCUUUAGUUCAGAGAUAUAUCUUUUGUGCAAUAUGGACUACAGCAAUGUGCCUACAUAAAGCUACAAAUGGAUUUUUAUUCUGGAUGUAUUUUGUCUAAACCAGUAUUUUGUUAUAGAGUGAAAUCGUGUUAUUGUAGGCAAAUAAUGUGCUAGAUAAUUCCUCAGGUGUUCUAGCUGACUUGAUUUCCUUAUGAAACCCUAAGUAUUUCUACUAAAAUAUACUCAUCACCACGACAACCCUGAAUUGCCUUCUCUGAAUUUCUGACUUUGAAAGCCAGUUUAAUGCAGGCUGAAGUGUGUCAUGCUACACCAGUGUCACCAAGCAGCCACAAUAGUUUAAUAAUUAGGUGAUCUUACAAAUUAUCCCAUUUCUAUAAAGGGUUAACCUGUGGGAUUUGAGCCAAACUGAUUUCCUGAUGCUCAGUGACAUGCUCCUUACAUACCAAAUUGCUACUGUCUAAAAAAUUAAAACCAGCUUUGCAUCCUAUAUGGGAUGUUCUAGGAAAUAGUUAUGUGGCAUUUGCCAAAUCAGGCUGGCGUUCUACCCAUUUUUUAACUGAUACAGUUGAAUUUUAGGGUAGUAUUAGGUGAAGUGUCGUACAAGUAGCCUUAUUAGUGGGUAUGUAGAUAAUGAGCAUUGAUAAUUACUGGAACAGCUGCCCCUCAGUUUGAACUGAUGAGUAUUAAAAUGAAGCAUUUGGGGCUUUCAUGGUUCCCUGUUCAUGUCUCAGUAUUUACCUGAGUACGCUCUAAAUUCUCUAAUAAUAAAGAUAACAGUAAUAAUACACCUUAAUAAUGCUGAUUGAAAGAGGUAUAGCCUCUGCCUUCGGUAUUUAUCUCUGCUGCAGACGUUUGCCUAAUAUAGCUCAAGCACAGUCACCCAAGAGCUCUGCUCUCCCACUGCACACUGGUGCAGAAAGAAUGGAAUGCAUACAUCAGAUCAUGCUCAGGGUGUAUUUAGGACAAGAUUAUUUUAAACCAAUGCCCCAUAUCAGUGAAGAGGUGUCGCUGAUAGAAGCUGCACUUAAAUCAGACCUCUAUCAUUUAAAAACAAAAAAGAUUUAAAAAUGGUGUUUUAUCCUCCGGUUGUGUGCAGUCCACUCUCUUUGAUAAAAGUCCAUAAAGUGAGUUCAGCUGUCAUCCCAGCUAGUGUUGUAAAACUAAUGUUGAAGCAUUCAUCCUGUAUUUGGGUGAGAAAGGUUGGCUUUGGAACUAAGGACAAGGUGGAAAAUAGAGUUUUUUAUUGAACUGAUGGUCCCCAGUCAAGAGCUGAGAGUCCGCAUGUUGCUCAGAGCUAACAGUUGAAACUGAAGCCAACCAGGAGAGCAAAAUACGAUGUUGCCUGCAGUGUAAUACUGCUUAAUAUUGGUUCUUGUGGGCCAGCAGAGAACAGGGGCCAUGUAUCUAGGAGUAAGAAUGUAAACGAUGCAGUAAAUGCACAAAACCAGCUACUAAACACUUCCUAAUUUUGUAACUGUCUAGUUUGCAUAAUGGACCAACAACCUACAAAAGGUUUUUACAGAAGCUUAGUUCACAGAGCUGAGCUCCUGCUCCAGCAGUUGGAUCCGUGCAGGACAGUUGUGCCACCACCAAGACCCAGUUGCAGGCUGGGGUGUAUGAGUAGUCAGUGACAGUGAAGGGGUGUAAAAGCAUUCAAAGCGCUGUCACAAUGUCAGUGUUAAUAACAUUACAGUUAGGAGUGCAGAAGGCAUAAAGCUCUGUUGGAAAAGUUAUGUGCUAAUAACUGGAUAUUUAUGCCAUCCCAAUGCUUUGUCAGAUCAUAUCCCUGUGUGAUUUUCUUGAGUUGGGUUGACAACACCUGUAAAUAAGUCCGCUCAUAAGAAUGCAACAGGCCGUGGCCUGUAGUGCUGUUGGGAGCUGCUACAGGGUAAUGCUACUUUAAUGUAAUGAACUAAUAAAACUGCUACGUAGUGGUGUGUGCUGCCUUAAAAUCUCUUCUUGCUGUUCUUUUCAAGCUAGAGUAUUGAUGUUUGGGGUGGUUGUUACAACAUGCAAAUGCAGGCUGUGCUUCGCAUGAGGCAAUUGUUCGUCUUUGUUUUUAAACAAAGUUGUAAGAUACCUAUGCAAAUGUGUUUUAUUAAAGGGACACAUGAAAGUU
This is a messenger RNA of Melopsittacus undulatus (budgerigar), 7552 nucleotides long. RefSeq names its product intersectin 2 (gene ITSN2). Gene Ontology annotation, biological process: clathrin-dependent synaptic vesicle endocytosis; endosomal transport; positive regulation of Rho protein signal transduction. The transcript is spliced from 29 exons. Bases 91 to 3873 code for a protein of 1260 amino acids. Gene Ontology annotation, cellular component: intracellular vesicle; cytoplasm; presynaptic membrane. Lineage: Eukaryota; Metazoa; Chordata; Aves; Psittaciformes; Psittaculidae. The record is from RefSeq and is a predicted model, not a curated record. Gene Ontology annotation, molecular function: molecular adaptor activity; calcium ion binding; protein binding.